Plasmodium adleri (nom. inval.) is the source of this 21054-nucleotide messenger RNA. RefSeq names its product conserved Plasmodium protein, unknown function. Gene Ontology annotation, biological process: axonemal central apparatus assembly; cilium movement. NCBI's taxonomy places the organism in Eukaryota, Apicomplexa, Aconoidasida, Haemosporida, Plasmodiidae. The record is from RefSeq and is a predicted model, not a curated record. The transcript is spliced from 14 exons. Gene Ontology annotation, cellular component: axoneme. Bases 1 to 21054 code for a protein of 7017 amino acids.
AUGGAAGAUAAUAAUAACAAUAAUGAAACUAAUUUAAAAACUGGACAAAAUGGGGAACCAUUUUAUUUUUUGAAUCCUUCAGAAUUUAUUCGAAAUAAAGAAAAUGUUCUAAAAGAAUUUAUUACAAAAAAAUAUGAUGAUAUUAUAAAACAAAAUAAAUUAUGUCCUGAUAUUAGAUGCACUUAUUUUCAAUGCAAUCCAAAAAUAGUAAUAUUUACUACCUAUACUCCCUUUCAAAAAUAUGAAAGUGUUGUUUCUUUAAAAAAUGUGGACACGGCUGCUAGACGCCUCAAUGUUCAAAUACAUGAAGAUAAUACAUUCAAAGUUAUUUAUAUAACAGAUAUAAAAAAGAAGAUUGCACCUGGGAUGUUAUUUAACUUUAAAAUAGAAUUUUACCCCAAAUCUCAAGGAAACUAUGAAUACGAUCUUGAGGUUCACUCAGAGGGAAAAUAUUUUCUAUUACCAAUUCGAUGUAUGAAUGAUCAAAUAAGUUUGAAUGUACAAGACGAAGUAAUUAUAGAUGAUACACCUAUAUACAUGAAGAGUGAGAAAAAUAUAUCAAUUAAAAAUAUAGGUCAAUAUGAAAAUAAAUUUGAAGUUAUAAUAAAUCCUCCCUUUUAUUUGAGUGCUUCAUCGUCUAUUCAUACUCUCAAAAUAGGGGAAAUAGAACAUAUUAAGAUAAUGUUUGUACCAGUUCAAAACAAGUGUUAUGAAGAUUAUAUGAUAAUAAAUUAUGAAAAUGGAUUAAGAACUUAUACAAAAAUAAAAAGUAAAGGUAUUAUAGCCGAUGUUUUUAUAAAAGAUAAAGAAAUUAUGGCUCAUGAUAUAUACAUAAACAAAUCUAAAGAAAUAAAUAUCUUCCUUAAAAACUUAUCAUUCUUCUUAUUGUCCUACAAGGUCAUAAAAUAUCAAGUCUAUGAAUAUAAAUACGAUAAUAAUUCUGGGGAUAUAAAAAAUACAAACUUUAAUAUAAACCAUAAAGUAAUACAAAAAAGAUUUAUUAAUAAGCAAGAAUUAUGUGAUGAAAAUAUUGUUAAAAAGGAAUUAUAUGGAAAUGAAGAUUUGUAUGAUUAUGAAACAGACGAAUAUUCUGUUAAUGAAAGUAAUGAUGAUGACGAUUUGAGUGAUAAUCAAUCUAGUCAUAGUGAUUUUUUUGAGGAAAAGUUUUCAGAAGAUAUGUUAUAUAUAAAUGAUGGAAAAGAAAAAAAUGAUAUAUAUACAUCUAGUUUAAACAAUUCAAAUAAAUCCUUUGAUUCGAAUUCUAACUGCUCAAGUAGGAGAAAGGAGAAUGAUUUAAAAAUUAAAAAAAAUAAAAUUAUAAAUAUUUACCCUAAAUAUCAAAAGUUAUAUAAUGACACAGAUACAGCUAUUUCUAUAUUAAUAAAUCCACAGUUUGCCUCAUUUUUUAAAAUUGAAUUAUUUUUAUUUAUAAAAGGAUAUUCAAAAGAAGAAAAGGUUGUUAUAUAUUUGAAAAGUAUAACACCAGAAAUAUAUAUAUCAAACAGUAUAAAUGAUUUAGAUACAAUUCUUAUAAAUACUUGUAAAACCUUACAUUUUGAGCUUAGUAAUAAUCAUGCUAUGGAUGCAUCUAUGACAAUAGAAAAUUCAGAUGAUUACUAUAAUGAAUAUAAAAUCGAAACUAAUAAAUUUAUUAUACCUGCAAAUUCAAAGUAUUUACUUAUUAUUGCAUAUAUACCAACAAGACAUGGUCCCUUUGAAAAGACAUUUAUAAUUCAUCAAAAAUAUACAAAUGUUAAAAAAAAUGUAAAAAUUAUAGGUACUUGUAUUCUUCCAGAUAUUAAACUUGAUAUAGAUGAAAUAAAUUUUAAUCAAGUAUCACAUAGUUUUUUAUAUGAAAAAAGCUUUCAUAUUAUUAAUAAUUCACACUUAACUUUAAAUUAUUCAUUUAAAUAUUGUAAUGAAUUAAAUGAAGAAAUUCAAAUGGUAAAACCAUUUGGUGAAUUACUAAAAUAUGGAAAAGAAUCAAUUGUUAUAAAAUUUUGUCCUAAGUAUAUAAAGACGUAUUUUUAUAAUAUAGAAUUUUUUAUAGAUGAAAUUAAAACAUAUAAAAUUAUACUACCAUUCCAUGCUAUUUGUUGUAAACCUAUAGUUGUGUGUGAACCUCUUUUUUUAAACCUUGAAAAUAUUAUCAUAGAUCAAAUAUAUACAGAAAAAAUAAAAAUAAUUAAUGAAUCACAAGAAACUGAUAUAAAAUAUGAAUUCAUAUUAGAAGAAAAAAUAAAAGAUAUUUGUUCUUUCCAAGUUUGUGAGAAUGAAGGGAUAAUAGAAAGAAAUAAUUUUAAAUCUAUUGGUAUAUCUUUAAAAAGUAAUAGUAUAGGCAAUAUAUUAAUUGUUAUAAAAAUUAAAAUUUCAGGUUUGGAUGAUUUCUUAUUUUUUAAUAUAAAAGCUUUUUGUACUUGUCCAUAUAUAAAAAUAAUUCCAAACAUUAUCGACUUUGAAAAAUGUAAUUGUUUAGAUGUUAAACAAAAGCUUAUUGAAAUAAAAAAUGAAAGUCCUAUUAAUACAUUUAUUACUUUGUCUAAUGAGAAUUCGGUGUUUUCUUAUUCUGAUAAUAGUUUUUACAUACAGCCAAAUAAGUCUGUUUUUAUAAGUAUAUAUGCACAAUGUUUAGAAACAAUAACAUAUAAUGAUAUAUUAAUUGUGACUGUUCAUGGAAAGGAUGAUAUGCGUAUACCAAUAAGGGCUCAGGGUAUCGGAUCACCAAUUUUUAUCAAUGAGGAAGUCAUAAACUUUGAGACAGUUAACACAAGCAAAAAAUAUUUCCACGAACUAAUCAUUUUUAAUAAAGGUGUAAACGAAAGAAAUAUAUAUUUUGUAUUUGAAUCAGAAAAAAAUAGAAAGAGAAAAAGUGAACAAGUACAAAUAUUUAAUGUCACACCACAAAAUUUGUCAAUUAAAGGAGGGAAUAAUAUUGUCUGUAUUUUAAAUUGUUUUAAUAUAAAGGAAGAAAAGUGUGAAGAUAUACUUUACAUAUAUGAUGAUAUUGCAAGAAACAAAAAAAAAGUAUUAAAUAAUUAUAAAAAAAUAAAUAUCCUAGCUACAUUUGUUCAUCCGGAGGUUGAAUUGGGUGAAGUAGAAAAUUUUGUUUAUAAUUUUAAUGAUUACCAUGAUAUAGAUGAAAUAGGCACAAUUGAAAAAAGACAUAAAAAAGAUAACAAUAAAAAAAAAAAAUAUAUAAAUGAUAAAAUAAAUGAUGAUAUAAAUGGUAAAAUAAAUGAUAAUAUUAAUGAUAAUAUAAAUAAUGAUAUAUAUAAUUUAAAUAGCAAAACUUAUCAAGAAAAAAAAAUAAUUCUUAUAAAAGACAAAAAACAAUUAAUGCAAAAAGUUGAAAUUCGCAAUUUAAAAAAUGCAAAUAUAAAAUUUGCUUUGUCUAUUAAAGAUCCAUUUUUCGUACCAUCUGAUAUAAUAGAAUUGAAGGGUAAGGAGAAAAAGAAAGUACCGAUAUAUUUUGAUAUAAAUUAUCUGAAUAAUAAAUUAAAUACUACAUAUCAAGAAAAUUUGAUAAUAAAUUAUUUUGAAAAUAGUAAAAGACAAAAGUAUGAAAUAGUCGGACAAACAAUAUACCCUAAUAUUAUUAUGAACAAAAGUUGUAUAGAUUUUCAAUAUAUUUUACAAAACUUAUAUGCUCAAGAAUUUGUUGAAAUAACAAAUGUAUGUAAUUAUAAAAUAUAUUUUAAAUGGUUUUUUGAAGAUAAUAUUUUAUAUAAAAAUUUUAAUGAAGUUUUUGAUAUAAACCCGAAUAGAGGUUAUUUAUUACCACAUGAAAAAAAAAUAAUAAAAAUAACAUAUAAUAGUAUUAACGAAAAUUAUUAUAAUAUUACUAUAUUAUGUCAAAUAAAAAAUGGACCUAUGUAUCCACUGAAAAUAAUUGCUGGUUAUUCGGAAAUAAAAUAUUAUAUAAAUAAAAAGAUACUUGAAUAUAAUAUACAUUAUAAAUCAAUAGGAGAAGAUAUUAUAACAAUACAAAAUAAUGGCAAAAUAAAAUUAUUUAUUGAAAUUAUUUAUAAUAUAAAAUUUCCAUCUUUAUUAUAUACAAAUAUCAAUAAUUUCUUUAUUGAACCAAACAAUAGUAGAGACAUCAUUUUUUAUUUUAUUCCAGGAAUACCUAUAAAUGUAAUAGACAAUAUAUUAAUUAAAAUUUGUAAUUUUGAAGAAAUAAAAAUAAAAUUGAAAUCAAUCAAUACAUGCAAUAUUUUAUAUUUAAACAUAAACCAAUUAGAUAAUCAUCAAUCAAUUAUAAAAGAUCAAAUUUGUGUAUUACAAGAUGUUGAUAAUAUGCAGGAGAUGGAUACAACAUUUUAUUCUAAAAUGAAAUAUGAUUCUAUAAAUAAAAAGAAUUAUUUUAAAAACAUAAAUAAUUUAUUAAAAAAUAAUUUUCAUUUAUAUGAUAAUAUGCAAAAUGAUUAUUAUGAAAAGGAAAAGAAUGUUCUUAUUAAAAAACUCAAAAACAUGUAUUCAGAUCAUUUUUUAUCAUUAAGAAAGUAUAUACAAGAAAUAUUAGAUAUAUAUAACAGUACAAAUAGAAAUAAUAAAAAUAGUGAUGAUGACGAUGAUGAUAAGGAUAUAAUGGAAGAUAUAAAUAUUAUGAAUAAAAAAGACAGUGCAAAAAAUGAAAAAAUGUUUAUGAGAACUAGUAUUAUACAUACUAGUGAAAAGGAUUCGAAGAAUAAUAUAAAAUGUAAAUAUGACUUGAUACCAAUAUUAAAAAAUUACACUUUAAAAAAAAAUAUAAAUUGUCUUAUAUUUCUUGAUUUGCUAAAAUCUUUAAUUUUGAAUCACAAGGAUGAUAAAUAUAUUCUGGAAAUAUUCUCAAAGCUUAAAAAAUUAGUCCAUUUUGAAAAACUAUUUUGCCAUGCAUAUACCACAAAUGAAUUCAUUUUAAAAUACCUAAAGAGAAUAAUUUUAGAAAAAAAUAUGGAACUAAGAAAUAUUUUGCUAGAUGUAGGAAAUAUAAUAAUUAAUGAAAAAAAAGAAUAUUCAAUUACCAUAAAAAAUGUAAGUAAUAAAAUGAUUACAUUAAAUUAUAUUGUGAAAAAUUCAGAAACAAAUGACAUCAAAUUAGUCAAUGAGCAUAAAGAAAUUGAUUGUAAUGAUUCAAUUAUUUUUAGAAUUAUAAUUCAAAAAAGCAAUGGAAUAGAAUAUAUAUAUAUGGAAAAAAUAUAUAUAUAUUUAAAUGAUAAUAAUUAUUAUAGUAUCAAUUUAAAAUAUGAUUUCAUAAUACCUGAUAUAUUUCUAUAUUAUAGACAACUACAUUUUGAAGGGGUAGAAUUAAAAACUUGUUGUUGUAAAGUUAAUAGAUUAAUAAAUACAAAAAAUGUAAAUAUAAAAUUUAAAAUAAAAAAUAUUACUUUUUAUAAUAAAAAGUUAGAAUAUUAUCAUUUAAAAAAGAAAAAACAAUUUUUUAUAUACCCAAACAAAGGAAUUAUUAAAAAAAAUUCUUUUUUAGAUAUGAAUCUAUUUUUCGAACCUUCUAAUAUUUAUACAAAUGCGAAAAUCCAAAUAGAAAUAUUUAUAUAUAAUUCCAAUUUUAUCAAAAAUGUAAUUGUAUAUUUAAAUAGUAUAAAACAUAAUAUAAAUAUAGAUCCAUGUGAUAUAAUCAUCAAGCCUUUAUUAUAUAAUAGUGGACAUUCUUAUCAAAUGAUUAAAAUAAAUAAUCUUAAUAACUAUUCUAAAUAUUUAUUUAUAUACAAAUUGGAUAUUUACUAUAAAUAUUUUCAAAGUUUUAUAUAUGAUCUAUUAAAUAUGCAUAAACAUAUAUAUAUAGAAAAGAAUCAUGAAAACGAUUUUUUCUAUACCAAUUUAGUAUAUUAUUUAAUGGAUAUAUAUAUAAACAAAAUGGAAUAUAUAGAUAAUCAGUAUUAUUAUGACAAUAAACAAUUUUAUAAUAAAGAUAUAUGUGAUAUGAACGUGUCUCAAACAAAUGAAGAUAUGAUUUUAUAUAAGGAUAAAUGUAAAGAAAAUAAUGUUACAUAUAAUGAGGACAUAAAACAUGUAAAUCAGAACGAAUGUAAAACAAAAAAGAAUAUUUCAAAUAAUACAAAUAAAAAAAAAGUAAAAAGACAAAAUGAUUAUCUUAACAUAUCAAAUGAUAUUAAAAAUAUACUGAAGGAUAAUAUAAAUGAAGCAAAAAUUCAACAGUGUGAACAGAAAAAAAAAUAUAUUAUUAAAAAUAAUAACGUCAAAGAUAGAAAUGUAUUAAAAAAAAAAAUUAACAUUUUAGAGGACAUUAUUAAAAAGAACCAAACAAAAUAUAAUUAUUUUGAUGAAUAUCUAAAUAUAAUAAAAAUGAAAAAAAACAAAUUUAAGGACAAUUAUAUAAUUGUUUGUCCAAAAUAUCUUGAUCAUAAAAAAAUUGCCAGCUAUUUGUCAGAAAAUAAAAUUCAUCCCGAAUUUAAAGAACAAAAUGAAGUCCAGAGGACCUUUAAUAAUAUAGACACUAUUACUAAUCAUAAUAUGAAUAGUUGUGAUAUAAAUAAUAACAAUUUUAAUAAUAACAAUGAACAAUUUAAAAGUAUACCUUUUAAAAACAAACAAUAUUCUCAUCAAAAUAUUAAUUUUAAUAAUAAUAACAUUUUAACAGUUGAUAAAAUUUUUCAUUGGUGUGUUGAAUUGAAUGAAAAAGAAAAUUAUCCUUUGAAAUUAAAAAACAAUUUUAUAGAUUACCUAAUUCAUGAAAUUGAAGUGAAGAAUAAUAAAAAGAAUUUCUCAAAAAAUUUAAGUAUGUCAAAUAUAAAGGAACAUAUGGAUAAUAAUAAUAAAACAAACAAUGAUAAUAAAACGACAUUUGGAAGUCACCAAUGUUAUUAUAUUAGCGAUAUAUUAAAUAUGAAUGAUAAAAGAAAAGAAAAGGAAGGCCUAGAAUUAAAUACAAAUGUUACUAUAAAUAAUAUAUCUGAAAAUGUUGCGACACAUACAAUAAGCAAUGAAAAAGACAUAUAUAAUAUUAAAGAUCCAAGCGAUGAAAAAAAAUAUAUAAACAAUAUAAAUGAUACAUCUUGUGUCUCUAUAAAUAAGAAUACUAAUUUUAUGGAGAAGAAGAAAAAAUUUAUAAAUAUAUAUAAAAACAAAAUAAAAAAAAAAUUUCAUAUAAAAAAUGUUAAAUCAAAAAUAGAUAAUAAACAUAUAUCUUAUAUUAAUAAAAAAGAAAACAAAUAUGAAAAUGAUACAAUAAAAAAGAGUAAAAAGAAUCAAGAAGCUCAUUCUUUUUUAUCAGAUGAGAAAACAUUUUUUUACAAAUAUAAUUUAAAAUACAAAUUUGAAUAUUUAAAACAUUUUUUCCAUUUUGCUCUAUUAAAUGAUAAUGAAUUCAUGAAUAAUAUCAAAACCUUUUUAAACGAAACAAUUCUAUCGGAAAAGAAAAAGAAUAAAAAUGAUAAUAUUAUCAAAAAAAAAAAUAAUAUGAUGAAUUUACUACAAAUAAUUCUCAAAAGAUUGUUAUUAUCUCCUAACUAUAUAAAUGGUGUUGUUUUUUUUUUAAAAAAAAACGAAUAUAUAAAUUCAGAAAUGUUUUUUAACAUAUUUCUAAAUAUACAUAUUGAUCAAAAUAUUUUUAUCAUACAUUUGAAUCCAAUCGAAAAUUAUGAUGAGUAUAUUAAUAUUGAUCUUAAUAAAGACCAUGUAAUAAGGAAAACAUCUGAAAUGAAGACGAAAGGAUUAGAAAAAGAAAUAUAUAAAGAUGAAAAAGAAAUGAAAAAAAAGAAUGAAUCAUUUGAGGUACAAAGAAUUAAACUCUUUUAUGAAAAAUUAGUCAAACAGUUUCAAGAAAAAAUAAAAAGUAAAUUAAAUGAAAAAGAAAAGAUUGAAAAAAUCAUAGAAUCAAUUAAUCUAAAUAAAGAUAGUAAAGAUGUGGAAGAUACAAAUAUGUGUGAUGAUAAGGAAAAGGAAACAUUAUCUAAUGUAAAGACAGAAUAUGAUAAAGUAUAUGAAUGCAAAGAAGAAAAAAAAAACAUCUCAGAUAUAUCCAAAGAAAUAAAUACAGAAGAAUGCAAAAAUAUGUGUGAUAAUAAUAAUAAUAAUACAAAUGUUGCAGAUUCAAAAAGUUAUGAAGAAAAUGACGAAAAUGAUGAAAAUGUUUCAACAAAUAAUAUGAAUAUACAAAAUGAUAGUAUUCAUAAAUAUAGUCCUGUAGAACAAUUAUAUUACGAAAUUGUGAUAAAAAAAAAAAAUAUGAACAUUCAAUUGAACAAUAAAUAUAUGAAUGAAUUAUGCUUAGAAUGUUCAAUGAGAAAGGAUAAAAUUGAUAGUCAAAUUAUUAAAUAUAAUAAAAAAAUUAAUAAAAUUAAUGAUUUAAUAAAAUCAAACAGUUAUAUUGAUCAUGUAUCAUUUUAUAAGGAAAUCAAAGAGACAUUACAAAAUUUAUGGAAUGAAUAUACAAAGAGAGAAAAUGUAAAUAUCUCCAUUUUUGAUGAGCAAUCAAAGAAUAUAUAUCAUAUGUCAAAUAUGAAUAACAAGGAAAAUGAAAAUGAUACAUUAUCAUUUGAUGAUCUUCAUCAUAAUAUGUUUGAUACAAAAACAAUAAAAAAGGGUAAUAAUAAAGAUUAUUUAAUAAAACAAAUAAAUCUUCAACUUAGUGAAGAUUAUGUUGAUAAGCUAAAAGAUGAAAUAAUUGAGAACAAAGAUAUAUAUAGAGAUAUAAAUAAUAUGAACAACAUAUUAUAUAGUGAAAAGAAUAAUGACAUUAAUGAUAUAAUAAAUGUAUCAAAUAAUAUGUUCACCGAAUUAAAUGAAAUAAAACCGCCUAAUGAUCAUAUAUCAAAUUUGAAAGAAGAAAAUGUUCAUAUUUCUAAUGAAAAAUUUUCUAAUGAAAAUAUUUCUAAUGUUCCAAAAAGGAAUUUAAAUAUUAUCAAUGAUAAAAAUAAUAUGAUACUUAAAAAUGUGAAUGCCAAUGUCAAUGUGAAUAAAAAAAAAGAGGAAUUACAAGAAUGUGUAGAUAAUAAAAAUAUAUAUACACUAACUAUAAUUAACACAAAUGAUGAGUUAAUGAAAUAUAUGCAAAAAAAUUUUGUUCAAAUAAACUUUUGUUAUUUCUUUAUAAACAAUGAUAUAGAUUUUGGAAAAAAAGAAAUAGCAAAUAAAAUAUUUAAGUGUUCAGAGGAAAAAUAUAAAGACAUUAAAACGUCUGCAUACCUUUUUGAUAUACCAAUACAAAGGAAAUUCGAUUCAUUUGAUAUGAAACAUUUUGUGAAUGGAAAAAAUAAUUUAGACGAAUAUGAAGACAAUUUCUAUUUUUAUAGUGAGAAGGAAGAAGAAACUGGAUAUGAACAAAUAGAAGAAGAAAAAAGAAGCGACCUUUCGGAGAUACAUAAAAAUGGUGAUAUGAAUAAUGACAUCCAGAUGAAUGAAGGUAAAAAGGAAAAAUUUUAUAAAGAUAAAGAAAAGGAGAAAAAGAAGAAGAAGAAGAAGAAGAAAAAAAAAGAAGAAAAGGACAAAAAAAGGAAUCAAGAAAAUGAAGAAAAAGAAAAUGAGAAAGAAAAGGAAAGGAAUAAGGAAAAAGAUAAAAAUAAAAAAAAGGAGAAAAAAAAUAGAAAUGAGGAAAAAUAUACAGAAAAUAAAAAUGAAGGAGAAAUAGAUAAGGGGGAAAUGGAAAAUGAUAAUAUAAAAAAGGAGAAUCAUAAAAAAAAUGACAAGAACAAAAAAAAUGAUAAUGAUAUUGUAAAAGAAUAUAAAGAAAAGGAGCAAAAAGAGGACAAAAAUUAUAGCAACCAAAAUGCUGAUGAGAAAAAAAAAAAAAGAAAAAAAAAGGAUAAAAGAAAAUAUGAUAAAAAGGAAGAAACGGAAGAAAUAGACCUAGAAGGAACUAUAAAAACAUUUAAUGAAAAGAAAAGCAAAAAGAAUGACAAAAAUAAGGAUAAUAUUGAUGACAAAAUAAAUGACAGAAUAAAUAACAAAAGAACUGAUAAAUAUCGAGGAGAUAAAGAAAAUGAAUAUAUUAAAAAUGAUCAAGAAAUAGAAAAUAAGAAAGAAAAAAUGGCAGAUAAAUCAAAAGAGAGUUAUAAGAAGAAUUUAUAUAAUUCAUAUGAUAAAAAUAAGAAUACUGAUAUAAACAAAUAUUCUAAGGAAAAUAUUAAAGAAUAUUCUAAUAUAGAUGAAAAAAAUAUGUAUAUAAAUGAAAAAGAACAUAUAGAUGAAUAUAAUCAUGAAUUUCUAGAAAAACGGAAAUAUGAUAUAAAAUGUGAAUAUGAUUAUAUAUUUUAUAAUGAUACUAAUAUUAAUAACAAUAGUAAAAUAUAUGACCACAAUAAUAAUGAUAAUAAUAAUAAUAAUUAUGAUAAUAAUAAGUAUGAUAAUAAUAAUGAUAAUCAUAUUAUUAUUAAUAAAAAAUGUUAUAAUAGUCAGGAAAAUAUAAUUGAGUUUCAACAAAUUGAUACUUCUUAUGAUCUUAAGGAUAAUAUAAGAUAUAAAAAUAUUACACACUUAAUGCUAGAAAAGAAUAGCUUUGAAGACAUAUAUUUAAAAAUUAAUACAUGUAAAAUAAUAAAUAUAAAUAAAAAAAUAUGUUUAAUAGAUAUUUUAGGGAAUAUAUUUUUUAUAAAUAUCCAUAUUAUUAUUGAUAAACCUAGAAUAUAUACAAAUCCUUAUUUCGUAUUUAAUAAUAAUGUUUCUAUAUUUCCUAGAAAUAAUUCUUUCGUUUUAUCAAAUAAAUCAUAUCAUUUUGAUAGAGUUUUAAUUGGGAAAAAUAUACACUUAUUUAAAGAUAUAAUUCAAACAGAAUUAAAAGAAGAAUUUGAAGAAAAUGUUAUAAAGUUCAUAAGACAUUUUGAAGGUAUAUAUAUAUCUAAACUAAAAACAGUAUCUAAAUUAAAGACAAAAAAUAUUGUACCUAAUAUAGAGACUAUGGAAAAGGAUAAUAAACAUCAAGUUAAUAAUAUUGAUAUAACAAGAAAUAAAGAUAUUUUAAAAAAUUUAUAUAAACAUAUUCAAAUAAUAAAUUUCUUUAAUUAUUCUCAUUUUGAUUGUUUUGUUGAACUUUCAUUUGAAUCCAAAUUAAAUCAUGGUAAUAAAGAUAUUGUAGUAUUAAAUCAAUUGAAUGAUUCCGAACUUUUUUUAUCAUUUAAUGAUUUUUAUGUAUAUCCUAGUAAAUUCUUUCUGUUAUCUAAAAAAUGUAAAAAAAUAAUUCUUUUAUUUUUACCAAAAAAUGUGGAGUCAUACGAAGAAAGGCUAUUUUUAUAUAAUUAUUCUAUAAAAGAUGAAUCAAAUGAAACUAUGGAAUAUGCAAAUAAUAAACAAAUAUAUAAUAUAAAGGGGAAAAAAGAAUCAAAUAAAAAUAUUGAUAAAAGUCCUAAUAAUGUGCUUUCAAAUGACAAUUUAUUUUGUAAUAAUAUUAAUAACAUUUUAUCUAAUAAAAUAAUUAACAAUUAUAUAUAUGAUAUGUUUUCCUUUGUUAUAAAAGGAGAAGGUAUAAAAUGUUAUUUAAAAAUAGAACCAGAAUAUAUAAAUUUUCAUAAAGUCUUAUUAAAUUCGGUUCAGAAAAAAAAUAUCGAAAUUAAAAAUAAAAGUUAUUGCGAUAUUGUAUGGUAUAUUGAUUCUAAUAGUAUAAAAGAUAAGUCGUUUUAUAUAAAUCCUACAAGGGGUACAUUAAAUAAAAAUGAAAGAAAAAAAAUCAUAACAAUUGGUUUAAAUACAAAUACUGUUAAGAUGAUAAAAAAGGAAAUUAAAAUAUAUUAUUCAGAAGCGAAAGUAAAUAAAAAUGAUAAAGUGUGUGUUAAUAAUUUAUGUAAUGCUAUACUAAAUAUAGAAGCAGACAUAUGUAUAUCUUUUAUACAAGUAAAUUUUGAGAUCAUAGAUGAGAAAAUAAUAUACGAUUAUAAUAAUCAUACACACAUUGAAGAUGACAUAAAAAAGAAAGAAAAUAAUUUUGUAAAAGAAUAUAUAACUAUAUUAAAAAAUAGAAGAAAAGAUAAAUGGUAUCCUUCAAACGAAUUACUAUUAAAUAAUGUUAUUGAAAAUGUUAUACAAAUGAAAUAUGUGCCUGUGAAUGAAUCUAAAAUUUGCUUGUUUAAAAUCAAAAAUACAGGAAAAGUGGGAAUACAUUAUUUUGUAGAAAUAAACGAUGAAACAUUCUUACAAUAUAUAACUAUUAAUGAUAUAUAUAAUAUUAUAAAUAUGAACGAAGAAAAAGAAAUACAAUUAAAAAUUAAAUCAUAUAAAAAAAUAAAAUUUCAAAAUAUAGAUUUAUUUAUACAUAUAUGGGAUAGUAUAGAAAAUAAUUAUAUUCAAUCUUAUAAAUAUAUCCUAAGUGUUUCUUUUGAUUAUAAUUAUCUCAAGAUUGUUCCUCACGUAAUUAACUAUGAUUCAGUUGAAAUAAAAAAAGAAGAAACCAAAAUUUUUAAAAUAAUUAAUGAUGGAUAUUUCGAUUUCAAAUAUGAUAUUAAAUUGUUAAAAAGUAAAAUAAAGAAUAAAGAAUAUCAAAAUGAAAAUUUAGUAUAUCAUAAUAAAGAAAAUAAUAAAAAUUUACAUCAAAUAAUAAAAAAUAACAAUGAAGCAAAUAAAAAUCCUUUUAAAAUUAAUCCGAUGAGCGGGAUGAUAAAAUCGAAGGAAGAACAAGUUAUAACGGUCGUAUUUUAUUCGGAAGAAGAAAAUUAUUAUAAAUAUAUAUACAUAGUACAAGUUGAAAAUUUAAUAUCUAGCAUUGGAAAUAAUAAUAAUAUGAACACUAAUAUAAUAAAUAAUGCUACAUAUAAUAAGGAAUAUAAAAAACAGAUGAAAGAUACUAUCAAUGAUACAGAUAAAUACAAUGAAAUUAUUAAACUGUUUGCCUGUUCUGUUAAACCAAAAAUAUCAUGUGAUAUAAAAAAUAUAUUUGAAGAAAUGUUUAUACUAAAUAAUUUGAAUAAUUACCAUCAUUUUGUUCAUUAUUUUCUAACAAAGAGUAGCUAUUAUAAUGUGGAGGAAAAUACAUUAUAUUAUAAAUAUGGUUACGUUAAUGAAUAUAUAAAUGAAAGAAUAAAAAUUUCUAAUAUUGCAGAUGUUAAUGCUAAUAUAAAAAUAGAAAUGAAAGACAUUGAUUUUUCUUCUUUAACUAAUAAGAGUAAGAAAAACAAAGAAGUAGAAAAAAAUAAAAAAAACGAAACAAAUAUUUCACAAAAUUCGACUAUAAAAUAUAAUUUAAAAAUUCAAAAUUAUAAUGAAGAGAAAUACAAUUGGAACUGUAAUUAUAUAAAAAAUGAAAACCUUCCAAAUAAUAUAAAUGAAGAAUUUAUUAAUAAAAAUAAUAUAAAAACGUGUGUUUCUGAAAAUAUUAUUAUAUAUCCAUAUCAACAUAAAUUUGUAGAUAUUUGUUUCCAUUCAAGUCAAAUAGCUUGUAAAAAAUUUCUUUUCAAUAUUUAUAUGAUAAAACCAGAACAUAUAUUGUGCUAUUCAUUUUAUAUAAAUGUUGAAUUCUCUUUACCAUCUGUUCAGUUAAUUAUGCCAUCAUACUUAUUAAAACUAACUAAUAAUAUACAAGACAAAGUUAUAGACAUUGGAAAUAUACAUAUAAAUAAUGUUCUAUCUUUUAAAAUAGAAUUAAUGAAUUCGUUCAAAUAUCCUGUUAUGGUUAAAGCUAUUUUUCAUAAAAAAGAAAAUAAUCAUGAUAAUAUCAAGAAUGAAUUGAUUCAUAAUAUUUCAUAUAUAAAUCAAAAGGAACAAAAUAAUAUUACACUAGAUAAAAAAGAAAAUGAAUCAAUUCAAUAUAAUAAUUCAUAUAACAGUGACAAAGAAGAUGAAAAUAUAAUAUAUAAACAACAAAAUAAAAAAUUAUCACAAACAGAAAUUAAGAAAAAAAAACAUAUAUUAACAUCUGAUGUAUGUCAAAAUAUAUAUCCAAAUGAAAAAACAAUAACCAAUCAAUGUUUUAAUAAUGAUAUAAAUAUAGGUUAUCCAAGAGUAGAAGAAAAAAAGGAACUAUAUAAUAAUAUUACAAAUAAUGAUACUAGUUUAUUCAAUAUAGAUAAUAUGAAAAUAAAAAAAAAAAAUAACAUUACAUAUUUCAAUUAUGAAAAUGUUAAAGAUAUAAUAUAUCACCCAAGAUAUUGUAACCAUAAAAAUAAUAUUUAUUCUUUUGGAUAUUUAUGUUUCAUAGGUAAUAUAAAUAAUUUGUUAAGAGAAAAUGAAGUAACAUAUUUUAAAAUUAAACUCAACAAAAAUAAAUUAAAAUAUAUAGAAUAUAAUAAAAGUCAAAAUGAAGCGUAUUCACAGGAAAUAUAUAAUACUCCAGCAAAAAAUACAGAUAUAACUAAUUCUGAUAAUCUAAAUAUUAAGGAAAAUGAAUAUAAAAAUGAUAUAGACAUUACAAAGAUAAAUGAAAAAAAUAAAACCAAUAGUAUAAAUAUAAAUAAAAAUAUAAAUAAAAAUAAAAAUAAAAAUAAAAAUGAAUGGGUCACAUCCAAAAAUGAUCAACAUAAUAAUGAUAUACAUAAUAUAAAUGAGAAGAAAAUUUUAGGUAAUAUACAAAUUAAAGUUUUAAAUAAUAAUUAUGAAUCUUAUAAUUUGAAAUUCAUAGGAAAUAUUAUUGAACGCAAAAACUAUUGGAAUUUAAAACAUUUAAAAUAUCAUAUUAAAAAUAUAUAUAAUAAUAAAUUUUCUAUAUUUAAAAAUCAUAUAAAUUUUGAUAUUGUCCCUUUGAAUUUUAAACAUACUUAUAAAUUAUUAUAUAUAAAUGAAAAUAAUCAUACAUUAUAUUUUAAUAUAGAAUUAGAUAAAAAACUUAAAAAUGUUAUAGAUAUAAAACCUACUAAUGGUUCUAUACCAUCAAGUAGCUCUUUCUAUUUCUAUUUCAAUAUCGAGGUAAAGGAGUUAGUUAAUUUUAUAGACCGUCCAAUAUUAUGUAAAUUUUCUCAACAUGAAAUAUAUAAAAAUAAAAAAAAUGUUAAAUUAAAUGAUAACAAUUUAAUAUGUGAUGAAGAUGAUUUAUAUAUAAGUUUAAGAUCUGAAGAAAUAAAAGUUUCAUAUAAACAAAAAAAAAUUCAUUUUAAAAAUAUACCUUUAUUUAAUUAUUCUAAAUAUAAGUUUACUUUACAAAAUACAUCAAAUGUAAAAUUAUUUGCAGAAUUAUCUAUUACUCCUAAUAAUUACAUGGAUGAUAUAUUAUCUACUUAUUCAUUUGAACCAUUUAAAGAAAAAAAUAUGCUAACAAUUAUAAAAAGUAAAGCUACAAAUGCAUUUAAAUAUAAUACACAACAUGUAGAAAAUAAUACAUUUUCGUCUUCUUAUCGAAAUGACAAUGAUAAAAAAAGUCUAGUGGAUAAUUUAAUUAGAAAUAAUAUAGUAGAAGAUAAUUGUGCUAAUGAACAAAGUGGAUCCAUUGAUGAGUUUUAUUUAACCAAAUAUGAUUUGAAUAUAUCUGAUUUAAAUAAUAUGAAUAAAAGUGAUAUACAAAAUAUUUAUAAUGACACACUACAUCAGGAACAACCAGCAAAAAAAAAGACAGAAAUGGAACAUAAUACAAUUAAAAAAUAUAUAACAGUUAAUGCAAAAAGUAAUAAAGAUAUAAAUAUUUAUUGUUUUCAUAAUAUAUAUAAACAAAAAUUAGAAUCUAUUCUACAUAUAAAAAUUAAAUAUUAUGAAGAUAUUAAAAUACCCAUAAAAAUGACCUUUGAUAAUUAUGAUAAAGAAAAAAAAAAUAUAAAUGAUUUCUUUUUAUUGUCAAAAUUUAAAUAUUCAAAACAAGUGAUGGAUAAAAAAGAAAAUAACAAAAUGGAUAAUUUAAAUAAAAAUAAACAUCAUAUUUUAGUAAUUAGUAGAGGUAUAUUAAACAAAAUUUUUUAUAAAAUAUAUAUGAUAAAUAUGUCGAAUAAACAGAUAGAAUAUUAUUUUGAGAAAUACAAAGAAAUUGAUGAUUCAAGUAUGAUUAAAUACCCUAAUAUAACAAAUAAUGAUAAGAAUAAGUUUAUAAAAAAUAAUAGUACAAAUAAUUCUAUCGAAUGUGUAAAUAAUAAAGGUAAUAUUAAUGAAAAUAAUUUAUAUUUUUCUAAAUUUCUUUUCCAAACCUUUAAUUCAAUACCAUAUAAACAAAAUUAUAAUUUAUUUAUAAACAAUGAAAAAGAAGAAAAUGUUAUAUUUGAUUUAAGGGUAAUAGAACCAAUCAUAUUUUUUAAUACAUCUUUUAUACAUUUAAAUAAUUUAAUACUUGGAAAAAGCUAUUGUUUUAUAUUUUAUUUAAUAAAUUUCGAUUUUAUCGACAUCCAUUUUGAAUUUGAUAAAAACUCAUAUAAUUCAUUUAAUGCCAAAAAAGAAACGAUCAAAAUUAUUCCAUCUGAAGGGAUUGUAAAAUCGUGUUAUAGAAAAAAUAAGUAUAUAAAUAAUUAUAUAAAUAAGUUAAAUAAUAAACAUGAGGAAGGUAUCAACGAUUAUGAUAAUAAAAAUAAAAAUAUGAAGACAAAUAAUUUAAUAUCUCUUUCAGGGUUAUCUUCACAGGAUGAAGGAGAUACUGUAUCUCAAAAUUCAUAUAAUGAUAAUAUUACAUUGAAUUAUAAUAAUAAUAAAAUGAAAUUUUUAGAAAUAAAUAAUGGGAAUAAGGUUAAAGUCAAACAAAGAGGGGCAGAGAAAGAUUCAUUUGCUCAUAUACAUGAGAAACGUAAUUCCAGAAACAAUAGUUCAAACUCAUCAUUUUGUACUUUAUCAAAUAUGUCUUAUAGUGAAUCGUCACAUAAUAAUAUUAUUAGAAAUAAUAAAAAUAAUAUAUCGAGACAAGGAUAUAAUGAUAAUACAGAUAUAUAUUUUCUUAAGAACGAUAUGGUAAAUUAUAGAAGUGAUAAUAUAAGAAAAAAUAAUAAUCAUUAUUAUGAUGAUGCUAAUAAUUCUUAUUAUGAUGAUGUUAAUAAUUCGUAUUCAUCUGAAACGAAUGAAUCAUAUAUAGAUAAUAUAUCAUCUGAUGAAUAUGAAUACGAUAACAAUAUUAUGAAUAAAUUCUUUCUUCUAAAUUAUUAUUUAAAAAAUAUAUGGAAGACAAAUAAUAAGAUAAUUAAAAAAGAAAUUCAACAUAUUAUAGGAAAAGGUGGAAUUAAAAAAAUAAAAUUAUUUUUCAAACCUCACAUGGAACAAUUUUAUAAUUUUAGUCUUUUGUGUAAAAUAGAUUCAAAGGAAGAACCCUUAAAAAUAAAUUUUAAAAUGCAUGUUAAUAAACUUAAUAUAAAAUGUUAUAUAGAAAAUUAUGAUAAAGAACACAUCACACUUAACUUAGAUAAUUCUUUAUCUAUUAAAAAGAAAAAAAAUAAAUAUGAUAUGAUUCAUAUAUAUGAAGUUAUAAAUUUUAAAGAAACUAUAAUAGGUAAAAAAAAAAUGGCCAAAUUUGUAUUAGAAAAUCUAUGUAGCUUUGAUUUAUUUUAUAAAUAUUAUUUACAAAAAGAAGAUGAUGAAAUUUCUAUAACAUGUAGUAAUAAUAUUAUAAAAAAAAAUUCAUUCUUCUAUAUAAAUAUAGAAUAUACCUCUUUAAUACACAAUAUAUAUGAAAAUCAUCUAACUCUUAAUAUAAAUGAUUAUUAUUUAAUAAACUUAAAGAUUACAGCUAUGUCAUCAAAUGUAUUAAUACAUUUCUCUUUUUAUAAUUAUGAUUUUGGAAAUCUUAUUUUAUUUCCAAAUGUAGAUAAAAUUGAAAAUACAAACGUAAUUUGUAUGGACGAAAAUUAUCGGGACAGCUUUUCUUCAUCUGAUACAUCUCUCUCUUCAUUAAUAUGUACACAUAAAAUAAAUGAGCUCAACGAGAAAAAAAUGCAAAAGAAAAAAGAAAUGGACUUGAAAAUAGAGGAAAAGCAUGAUAAAAAGGGAAAAGGAAAACAAAGUGAACAAAAAUGUGAUAAAGAGGAAAAGAUAAGGAAAAAGCAAAAAAAGGAUAAGAAAAAUAAAACUAAAAAAAAAAAUGAAAAAAAUAAAAGUGAAAAUAUAUGUGAUGAAGAGGAAAAUAUGAAUAAGGAUAAUUUAAAUGAUAAGAAUAUGAACAAGGAUAAUCAUGUAAAUAACAACAACAAUAAUAAUAAUAAUAAUAAUAAUGUAGAUAAUAAAGUCCGUGAAAAAAACAAUCAAUCUAACAAAAAACAAAAUAAAGAAAAAAAUGAAAAGGCGGGUUAUAUGAAUAAUUUACAAAAUAUUCAACAUGAAGAAAAAAAUAAGAAUAAUAUAAAUAAUAAUACAAACAAAGAUGAAAAUGUUGUCACAAAACAUAUUAAUAGAACAUUAUAUAAUGAUACAAAUAAUAUACAGCCCAUCAAUUUGGAUAUAAACAAUAUUAAUAAUAAUAUUAACACUGUAGAAACAAAAUUAUUCAUACAUAAUAAUAAUGACGAAGAUUGUUAUAUAGAAUAUGAAUUAAAUGAAUGUUGUUUAAAAAUUAACAGCCUUGAUAAAAAAAUACAUAUAAAAGGAAAAAGUAAAACAUUUCUUCUUAUUUCAUUUACUCCCAAUGAAGAAAAAGAUUAUAGUUUUAAAAUUCCAUUUAAAAUAAAUAAUGAUUCAAAAAAAAUUGUUUAUAUUUAUUUGAAAGGUUCAGCUAGCCAUUUUAAGUUACCAUUUUCAUGUAAUAAUUUAAACGAAAUAAAUUUUAAAGACAUUAAUGUAGAUAAAGAAGUAAUAAACAAAUUAGUUCUUCAUAAUAAAAAUAUGGAAGAUAUUUCUUUCAAUAUAUUAAAUUAUAAAGAUUUAUGUAAAUAUUAUCUAUCAUUUAUUAAUUUUGAUAAUAAUACAAGUCACAUUUUAAAAAGGAAAGAAAAAAAAACAUAUGAAAUAAAAUUUGCUCCAAAAAAAUAUAUAAAAUUACAAAUCCCUUUAUAUUUAAAUAUAUAUUAUAAAGGUAAAUGUAUAGCUUAUUAUUUAACACAUAUUAACAUGAAUAGUAUAUCUUAUAAAGUUAUAAUAAAGGAAAAUUUAUUAACAUUCAAUAAAAUAGACAUACUAGAUGAAGAAAAUAUUAUUAAUGAUAAUAAUAGUAUUUGUGAAAUUAAUCAUAUAAGAGAACAAUAUUUCAAACAUUUAAGUAAUAAAAAUGGUGUAAGGGGAAAAAAAAUACAAUUACAUAAUACAGGAGACAUGAAUGCUCAAUUUCAAAUAAUUUAUCCUCAAAAAUAUGAAAAAUAUUUAUUUUUAUAUCCAAAAAAAGGAAUUAUAUUCUCAUUUAAUUUAAUAAAUAUAUAUAUUUAUAUAGAUACCUAUUAUAUUAAAAAAGAUAUAUAUAUAAAUGAUGUUUAUAUACAAUUAUAUCCUAAAUUUAAUAAAAUAAAUAGUAAAUUAGCACUUAAAUUAUUUGUUGCUGUUCCUAGGAAUUCAUUGAAACAUACUAAAAGUAGUUAUAAAAAUUUUUCAAAAUUAAAUAACGAAAAUAAUGAUCAUGAAAAAUAUAAUAAUAAUGAUGAUGAUAAUAAUAAUAGUAAUAAUAAGAAGAAAGAACAAAUUGUAAAAGGAGAACAAGUUACAAAAAAUAAUAAAAAUAUCGAACAAAGAGAUAAUGUUUCGAAUGAAGAAAAAAAUAUCAAAUUAUUUGUCUUAAAAAAUGAAACUAUAAUUACAUUUAUUACAGAUAUCAGAAAAGAAAUAUAUAAAAUUAUUGAAAUAUAUAAUGAAACAUCAUCAAAUUUUAAAAUAAAAUACAAAUUUUUAUAUAAUGAACAUAACUUUUUCUCUAUAGAAAAAUGUGAAGACAUAAUAAAACCAAAUGAUUAUGGAUCUUUUCAGAUCGUUUAUAAUCCACUUUUUGUUGAAAAAAAUAAAAAAAAUAGUAAAAAUUAUCAUAACAAUUUAUGUGAAAAAUAUGUAAAAUAUUGUUCUAAUAUUCAUCAUAUAUCUAAAUUGAUAAUAUACUAUCCAAAUGAAGUUGCUAAAAAUUAUACAUUAUUAGGUUAUUCUAAUAAUAUAGUGUAUGAAAAAAAUGUUAUUUAUAAUUUUAAUUCAAAGCAUUUGAAUAAUACCUCUAUAAAAAUUAAAAACUGGUUAAAUGAAAGUCAAAAUUUGGCUAUCUCUUACUACACAUGUGAUAAGGAGGGUAAUCCUUCGAAUAUCAAUUAUUUUUAUUUUUACAUUGUCAAUCAAAUCGAUUUGUGUAGUAAAGAAGAAAAGAAUAUCGCAUUUAAAGUUUUAUCAUUAAAAGAUGGAGUGUUUUAUGUCAUGCUAAUAUUUUCCAAUAAAAAAUACGAAGAUGUAUAUAAAAUAUUACUACAGUUUGAAAUUUCAAGAAGUGAAAUUUUAUCCAUAAAAAAUAUACACAGAUCAAAGAAAGACAUAAUUAAAGAACAUAUAGUUAUUUAUAAUCCUCUUGAUGAAAAUGUAGAAAUGGAACCUUUGUUUGAUUAUAAUUAUAUAUUUGUUCAAAAGCCAAUAAUAUUAGAGAAACGAAAAAAUAAUAAUAUAAAUAUAUAUUUUUGUAUAGUCAAGGAAGAAGAAGAGAAACAUGUUAUAAUUUCCUUUACCAAUAAAAUUUUAGGAUCUUAUAGUUUUAAAUUUAUUUUAAAUAUUAAUAUGUAUGAUUUUGAAGAAAACUUUUAUUUUAAUACAGAUCUAGGAUCAAUACAAGUGAAUGAAGUUUCUUUUACGAAUGUUUGUAACGAGAAAAUAAAUUAUGAUGUUAUGAUAGAAGAUUUUGACGAAAACAACAAAAAUGCUAAACAAAUAUUUCAAUGUAUUGAUAAAAUAAGUGUUAAACCUAUUGACACGGAUUAUUUCUUAAAAAAUGGAAUAAUAAAUAAUGUAACUGAUAAAAUUAAUCUAACUAUUAAAUAUAAUCCUUCAGAUAUUAAAAUAAAUAAGGCUAUCAUAAAAUUGAUAUCUAAAGAAGGAAUUGUGUAUAAGGGUUUAAUUAUGGGAAAAAGUGUAUCACCUAAACCGAAAGGACCAAUAUUUUGUUCAUCACAAAAAACUACAUUUUUAAGUUUUACAAAUCCAUUUCUUCAUAUAAAAGAAUUUUUUAUUACGACGGAUGAUUAUUUCUCUGUUUCAACUGAAAAUUUAAAAAUCGAAGGGCGAGAAACUGUUCAAAUACCUAUAAAAUGCAAAACAACCAAUGCAACAUCAGGAAAACUUUUAAUUAAAUCCGAAGAUGAUAUUGUAUGGAUGUAUUAUUUGACAGGACAAUAA